CGGGACGGCGGGACGGCGGCGGGCGGCGGGCGGCGGCCGCGCGGGUUUCUCCGCGGGCGGGUCCCGCGGCCGCGGGGGCCGCCGCAGGCAGCGGGCGACGCCUCUCACAGGGACUGGCCGCUGCCGCGGCGUCUGGGAAAGGGAACCGCCGCAGGGACCCUGCCGGCUAGAGGAGCGCGAGGCCCAGCGGACGAGCGGAAGCAGCUCGGCGUCCUCGCGGUCCGAGCCGUCAUAAACGGCCGAGAUCUCCUGGCUUGCACUCCGCCGCUCCGCUUCCUCUCCGUGCCCCGGGCCCGCCGCGGCGGAGAGGCGGCCGGAGCACAGGGCGAGGGCGGCCACCGCGAGGCUGAUGCCGAGGACCGGCUGGACGAUGUACAGACCAGCAGCGCGUCGAGCGCAGCGCCGGGCGGAGCGGUCUCCGAGCAAAUCGACUGGAUCGUGGUCGCGUUGGUCUCCCUGCGCUCCUUGGGGCAGCACCGGCUCGGAGGCCGUGCUGCAGCCCCGGCAGACGUGCCGGCCCCGCGGACCCUGGGCGCAGGCGCUGCGCAGGCACUCGGCGCAGCACCGGGCCCGGAGCGCCGUGCCGCAGGCGCAGCGGUCGCAGGGCACGGCGCGGCAGGCCCAUCGCCUGCAGCCGCGUGGCCACCGUUGGGGCCGGGGGCAGGCAGGCGCCCUCGGUGUCGCAGCGGAACGCGGUGCCGUUGACGGCGCACGCCGGCAGCCUGGCGCGCCCGGGCUCCCCCCUGAGGGCCUCGGUGGUCGCAGCCCUUGCAGACGACCUCGUAGCUGCCGCGCACGGGCGGCUCCGGCAUGCCGUUCUGCUGGAUCUGCAGGCACAGCUCGCAGCAAGGCACGCUCUGGACCCACAGGGCCUCUGGCUGAUGGGAACUGCGCGGGCAUAGCCUCCUGAUGCCUGCGCGCCACUGCCGCAGGUCCCGCAGUCGUACACCACCUGCUGGAGGGGCUCGUCGGAUCUGGAAACGGGGGCGUCCACGCAGCCGCCAGGCACAUUGCAAUCCAAAUUCAAGGCGCUCGCGUCGAAAGUACACACAACCCCGUGAUGCGACCCGAGGCGUUCCCAGAACUGCCUGCUUUCGCCCGAGCAUGCGGGAGAAGACGUGUACUGCUGCCGCGUCAGAUCGCACCCAGCCAGUUCCCCCAUGGCCAGGUCCAACGCUAGCGCGACCCUGAAGAACCACUGCGGGGAUGAGCCCCGUUGCAUCCGGGAAAACGAGCUGAAAAGCAAAACUCACUUGCCGUGAGCCGAUAACUGUUAAGAGCGAAUGCGCCCGCCGCUUCGUUAAUCCCAU
Messenger RNA from Prorocentrum cordatum, 1310 nucleotides. The record is from the annotation of a GenBank genome assembly. NCBI's taxonomy places the organism in Eukaryota, Dinophyceae, Prorocentrales, Prorocentraceae.